CUAAUACAGAGCACAGUUUGAUUUCUCUUUUGACAUCCUCUAGCUUCCUAUAGCCCCCUCCACUGCAUCUUCGCAUCGGAACCCCACCAGCCACAAUGUCCGCUUCUCCCUCGUCUACCACUGGUGGAGACCAGUCUCAAGGCGUCGACCAGAUUCAUUUCCGCUUCUGUCGCGAAUGCUCCAACCUUCUUUACCCCAAAGAAGAUCGUGCCACGAAUACAUUGAUGUUUUCCUGCCGCACUUGCCAUGUCGGCGAACCCGCCACCUCUCACUGCGUUUACCAGAACAAACUCAACAGCCAAGUAGGCGACACAGCCGGUGUGACUCAGGAUGUUGGAUCUGAUCCUACGCUGCCGAGGUCAAAUAGACUUUGCCCAAGCUGCGGAGAGAACGAGGCGGUGUUCUUUCAGUCACAACAACGGUCAGCGGAGACAGGAAUGAAAUUGUACUACGUUUGCUGUGCAUGCGGAAAGGUGUUCACAUGAUGAUUUUAUCGAUGACGCUCAAAGCGACAAGACGGACUUUUCUUUUUCGAUCGACAUAUAUUGGCGUUUUGGAUAGGAGUUUUGGUUUUGAAAUGGAUGGGUAUAUAAAUGGUCAUGACGAUGCUACAUUCCCCGGACUAAAAAUACAUUGAAAAGAAUUCUAAUAUCCCAUAAAUGUGCGCCGCGGUA
This is a messenger RNA of Coccidioides immitis RS, 674 nucleotides long. Its product is annotated as DNA directed RNA polymerase II 15 kDa subunit. Gene Ontology annotation, cellular component: RNA polymerase II, core complex. The transcript has 4 exons. Lineage: Eukaryota; Fungi; Ascomycota; Eurotiomycetes; Onygenales; Onygenaceae. The coding region runs from base 96 to 485 and encodes 129 amino acids. Gene Ontology annotation, molecular function: nucleic acid binding; zinc ion binding; DNA-directed RNA polymerase activity. The record is from RefSeq and is a predicted model, not a curated record. Gene Ontology annotation, biological process: maintenance of transcriptional fidelity during transcription elongation by RNA polymerase II; DNA-templated transcription; transcription initiation at RNA polymerase II promoter.